This is a messenger RNA of Rotaria sp. Silwood1, 1622 nucleotides long. The record is from the annotation of a GenBank genome assembly. Lineage: Eukaryota; Metazoa; Rotifera; Eurotatoria; Philodinida; Philodinidae.
AUGAAACCUAAUAUAGCAAUUCAAUUAGCAUCAGCAACUAAAAAACAACAAGAACAACGUCGACAAUGUCUUUCAAUUCAAAUUUCGUGUAUCAUAUAUCUACUUCGGCAAGGUCUUGCUCUUAGAGGAAAUAAAGACGAAAACAGUAAUCUGAUUCAAUUAUUAAAACUUCGAAGCGCUGAUCAUGAAUAUUUAAACGAAUGGAUGCAAAAUAAGAAAUACUUGUCACAUGACGUUGUUAAUGAAAUUUGCAAAGAAAUUUAUUUAAUAAUUAUUCGAGAUAUUGUAAAAGAAGUACGGCUAUAUGAAAUAUCGGCACAAAAUGCUCUAACUAUUGUUGAAGCAAUUUAUGAUGUUAUAAGUCGAUGUGGCUUAGACAUGAUUAAUUGUCGCGGUCAAAGUUACGAUGGGGCAUCGAACAUGUCUGGGAUAUACGGUGGUGUAUCAUCAAUAAUCUUGAAGCAAUAUUCAAAAGCUAUUUAUAUCCACUGUGUUGCACAUUGUUUAGAUUUAGCUGUACAUGAUUUAACAGAUCAAUGUGCUUCUGUUGGUAACUGCAUACAUUGUGUAAAAGAUAUUAUUGAUUUUAUACGUCGAUCACCUAAACGUCUUGUUAUUUUGAAAAAUAUAUUUAAUCAAAUAUCGUUGUCUUAUACAACUCUUACAGCAUUAUGUCCGACUAGAUGGACUAUGCGCGCUGAAUCAUAUAGUUCGUUAUUAAAAAACUAUGAACAAGUUCAAGAAGCCUUGUACAAAAUAAGUAAAGAAAAAGGUGGUCCUGGUCUUUUAAUAUUUACAGAUACUGUAAAGCUAUCGCGAGCAUUUCAGGGCUCUGAUUGUUGUUUACAAGAUGUUUUUUGUGCUGCUGAAGCAAUUAUUCAUCGUUUUCGACGUAUUCAAGAUGAUAUUAAUUUUGAACUGUUUUAUAAUCAAGUAGUUAAAAAUAGUGAAGGUUUAACAGAAAAACCUACUCUACCUCGACUUCGACGACUACCACGACGAUAUGAAUCAAAUACAACUCUCGUAAAUUAUGCUAGUUGUGAAGAUUUUUAUCAAAAACAAUAUGUUGAAACUUUAGAAAUUAUUAUUAACAUGCUUCAAACUCGAUUCACACAAAAGAAUUUUAAAAUGUUAUGUGAAGUUGAAAAGUUUAUUCUUAAUGUAUCUAAUAAUCCACCUGAUAGUUUCAAUGACUAUAUUAAAACAAUUAUAGAUUUUUGUCAUGGUGAUAUUGAUCUUGACAGACUAAAAUCUGAAGCACUUAUGAUUUCAGACUUUUUUAAAGUUGUUAUUAACAAAAAUCAAAUGAAAAUAAAACUGAUUACCAAAAUUUCGACAGUUUGUGAAAUUUUAAAUACCUGCGAAAUUGGGAAACAAAUGUUUCAAGAAUUUGAUAAAUUAAUUCGACUUUAUUUAACUGUUCCAGUAACUACAGCAACUGCCGAAAGAACGUUUAGUGCAUUAAAUCGAGUGAAAAAUACACUUCGAAGUUCUAUGACUCAAUCACGUCUUAAUCAUUGUUUAUUGGCACAUAUUUAUAAAGAAAAACUUGAUAAAAUAGACCCAUAUCAAAUUCUGUCAACAUUUAUAUCAUCUAAUGAACAGAGACGGACAUUUUUUGG